UUUAAAACAUAAACAAAAAAAAAGAAAAUCAUGAAACAUGUAGCAGAAAUGGCUUCUUCUUCUCCGUCUCUGUACCGCCGUCUCCAUGAUGUUUUCACCAAGACCCCCAAACCCCAUUUCCAGACUGCCAAAGACAUUAAUCUUAAAGAAAUUCAAUCCCUUGUUCAUAAAUUCAAGCAGUCCUCAAACAAUCCCAAAUUCCGCCAACAUUUUACAAAUUAUGAAUCUUUCAUACGCCAACUCAUCCGAACUCAUCAGUUCUCUGCUAUUGAAAAUGUCAUCCAACACCAAAAAAUUUACCCAGAUAUAAAAAAUGAGCGUUUCGUUGUACGGUUCAUUUGGUUGUAUGGAAAAGCUGGUAUGUUCGACCAUGCCCAGAAACUGUUCGACGAAAUGCCUCACUUAAAAUGUGAGCGUACAGUCAUGUCGUUCAAUGCUCUAUUGGCAGCUGCUGUUAAUUCGAAUAAAUAUGAUAAUAUUACUGAGAUUUUCAAAGAAUUACCUGGGAAAUUGGCUAUUGAGCCUGAUAUUUUUUCGUAUAAUACGAUGAUUAAGGCGUUCUGCAAUAUGGGUUCAUUGGAUUCGUUAGUUCCGAUAAUGGAUAAGAUGAAGAAAAGUGGAGUUGACCCUUGUGUUAUUACUUUCAAUACGCUUUUAGAUGGGUUUUACAAGAAUAAUAGGUUUUCUGAAGCUGAAAAUAUAUGGACUUGGAUGGAAAACACGGAAGUGAUUCCGAAUGUUAGGAGUUAUAAUUCGCGAUUACGCGGUUUGGUUGAGAAUAAUCAUGUCUUAGAAGCUGAGAAACUGUUUGAGGAGAUGAAGAAAAAGGGAGUAAAGCCUGAUACUCAUAGUCAUAACGCAAUGAUUACAGCUUAUGCAAAAGAUGGAAAUUUGGAAUUGGCUAAAAGUUGGUACGCAAAGUUGGGGGAAAGUGGUUGUCUUCCUGAUCAUGUGACGUUUAGUUUACUUAUUCCUCUGGCCCGUGAUAAAGAUGAUCCUGAUUUUGCUUAUGAAUUGUGCAAGAAGUGUAUUGAUUUGAGACGAAAUGUUUAUACUUUUACAAUGCAGCGGGUUAUCGAUAUGUUGGUUACAAAAUCCAUGAUCAAAGAAGCGAAAGAGCUUGUGGAGUUAGGAAGGAAUUGUUCUUUCCGUUAUAGGCUGGAAAUACCAAAUGAUCUAUCAUUCUCUCUUAACUGUAAUCUGUGAUGUGUUCGUCUCUACUGAUUCAGCUUAUGAUCCAGCAAGUUCUCAUUUUCGCUCAGUGAGCCAUCCGUGAUCGAAGAAGUAGAACAUGGGUAAUUAGAUCCCACCAUUAUGAGCUGGAAAAAGGGCAAAGAUUUCCGGUGAUACAUAACAUGUCUCAUGUCUGUCAAAGUUUGGUCUUUUAUAUGUUUCUCCUAUUGAUUUGGGCUGCAUUACAUCAGAAACUUGGUUUCAAUUAUGAAACACCACCCAUUGAUUUGGGCUAUACUAUAUCAGGUGUUUUUUGUUCCAGCUACGAGACAACAACUAUUCACUUGGGCUGCACUAUAUCAGGAGUUUAGUUCUGAUGUUGUUAACUUGUGGAACUUGGUGCGCGACACCAGAAUGUCGGCAUUUUUUAUUGCUUUUUACCUUAAUUCCCUAAGGAAUAUCUUUAGCUAAAUUGUAUUUUGCUUCCCUUUCACAUUA
This is a messenger RNA of Lycium ferocissimum, 1671 nucleotides long. RefSeq names its product pentatricopeptide repeat-containing protein At3g13150-like. Gene Ontology annotation, cellular component: chloroplast. Lineage: Eukaryota; Viridiplantae; Streptophyta; Magnoliopsida; Solanales; Solanaceae. Gene Ontology annotation, molecular function: protein binding. The transcript has a single exon. The record is from RefSeq and is a predicted model, not a curated record. The coding region runs from base 31 to 1206 and encodes 391 amino acids.